Molecule: messenger RNA, 4475 nt
Organism: Saimiri boliviensis boliviensis (Bolivian squirrel monkey)
Lineage: Eukaryota; Metazoa; Chordata; Mammalia; Primates; Cebidae
Gene: MTX3
Product: metaxin 3
Biological process (GO): mitochondrion organization
Cellular component (GO): SAM complex; cytoplasm
Source: RefSeq, a predicted model, not a curated record
GAUGGCGGCCCCCUUGGAGCUCAGUUGCUGGGGAGGCGGCUGGGGGCUCCCAUCGGUUCACAGCGAGUCCCUGGUGGUGAUGGCUUAUGCCAAAUUUUCUGGUGCACCCUUGAAAGUCAAUGUGAUAGAUAACACCUGGAGAGGUUCAAGAGGCGAUGUACCAAUUUUGACAACUGAAGACAACAUUGUUUCUCAGCCAGCAAAAAUACUAAACUUUUUAAGAAAACAGAAAUAUAAUGCUGAUUAUGAACUCUCAGCAAAACAAGGGGCAGAUACAUUAGCUUAUAUUGCUCUCCUUGAAGAGAAGCUUCUCCCUGCAGUGCUUCACACAUUCUGGGUUGAGAGUGACAAUUACUUUACUGUGACAAAGCCAUGGUUUGCUUCACAAAUUCCCUUUCCUUUGAGUUUGAUUCUGCCUGGAAGAAUGUCUAGGGGAGCACUGAACAGGAUUCUCCUGACCAGAGGACAGCCUCCCCUCUACCACCUCCGAGAAGUGGAAGCACAGAUAUACAGAGAUGCCAAGGAGUGCCUAAAUCUUCUAUCAAACAGAUUGGGAACAUCUCAGUUUUUCUUUGGAAAUACGCCUUCUACCUUGGAUGCCUAUGUUUUUGGUUUUCUUGCACCUCUUUACAAAGUACGGUUUCCUAAAAUUCAGCUACAAGAACAUCUGAAACAGCUCUCCAACCUCUGUCGCUUUUGUGAUGACAUCCUGAGCAGUUAUUUUAGGAUUAGUCUUGGAGGCCUCUCUCCAGCUGGACAAGAUACGGUAGAUGCAAAUCUACAGAAACUCACACAACUUGUAAAUAAGGAAUCCAACUUGAUUGAAAAGAUGGAUGACAAUCUUCGCCAAAGCCCUCAGCUUCCUCCUCGGAAACUGCCAACACUUAAACUGACUCCAGCAGAAGAAGAAAACAAUUCCUUCCAACGGCUUUCACCCUGACAGUAGUCAUGCUUUGUGGCCAAAGUCAAACGAUUGUUGCAGUAAUCUCUUAGACUUAGUGUAUGAAGGCAAAAAGCAAGCUUAGGUAUUAAGAAAGACUAACCAAAAGGAACUUUCUAUGACAUCUAUUUUUAUUAUUAAUAUUAUUAUUAAGAAGCUUGUAUUCUAGCUUGGCAGUGCAUUUUAAAUAACAUCAGUUAAUGCUAAAUGAACUUGGUGGGUGGGGGGAAGAAAAACACAUUGUACUGUAUACAAAAAAGCUGCCUUAUUCAUGGCAGAUUUUUGCCUUUGGUUCACAUGUUGCUGACCAGAAGCUACGAAUUCUGUUCUGAAUGUGCACUCCUAAUUUAUUUGAGUUAAUUUAUUCAGUUUAUUAACUUAGUUUUCUUAGAUCAGCCAGAAUACAUAAUAUGUGGCUCUUUGGCUGAGGCUUUUUACUUCUGUUUAGAAAUUUGAUGCCUAUUUUAGGAACCAGAAAAAGAUAAAUUGCUUCAAUAGAAGAGACCAUAUUUAACUUUAAAAAGUGAUAAGGAAUGUGCUUUUUAAUUAUGCUCUCACAAGUCUAAUCUUUUGGGGGUUUAGUAGCACAGUAGAUAAAUAUUAGAGGUGGUUACAUAAAAUAACAUCUGAUAAUAUGCACUUCAGUAUGAUAUUGGUCUUUGCUGAUGUGUUCAAUGUGGGUUAGGAUGGGUUCUUUUAGUUUUCUUGGGCAAAUGUGACAGUUUGAGACUUAUGUCUUUGUAGUAAAUCUUUAGUUGUCUUUCUUGUAUUAAUUCCAGGAGAGCCGAACGUAGUGGUCAUCGUUACUAUGCUAAGCUAUCACAUGUUACUGAAAUUGCUCAAUUGCUAGACCCUAUUCAGGAGGAGCCCAUAGCCAGGGUAGUAGAAAUACUUACUGUGCAUCUGGUCCAAGUUCUCUAAUCUUGGCCCAGGCUAAUAUUCUUUCAUAAGAUGCAUAUCAUGCAGUCAAAAGCUUUCUGACAACCAAUUAUUUUCCAUAUGUCAUAUGUUUUACCUGCAGUUGGAGAAUACAAAGGAACUAUCAGAAAUAGCAGCUUUUAAAGAAUAUUUUCUAUUUAUUGGUUGCUGAACUGUUAAAGGAUGUGCUGGGGUAAUUUUACUUAUAAUAGAAACUUGCUUAUUUUAGUGGUUGAGAUGCUUCUGUUGUCCUAAAACCACUUCUGAGGUUUUUAAAAUACAGAACCAUGUUUUGGAUUAAUGUCUUAAAAGAUUACUAUGGUGCUUAGCCAAUCUUAUCAAGUCCUGCAGAAAGCCGGUAUGUUAAGAAAAUGAGCUUUGUAGUCAAAAGACUCAUCUAAUUUCAGCUGAGUAGAGCUCAGCUAUGUUUGACCCACAUCCUUUCAAUUUGUUCUGUAUUUAGGUAGCUAUUUAUACAGGACUCCUUAAGUCAUUGUAAAUAUUUUUUCUUGAAAAUUUUAACCAAAUGAGAAAUAAGGUAGUCUUCAAAAUCUUGGUCAUCUGUUUGGAUGUAUUUAGGGAAAGUACCUCAUGAGAUGCACAUUACUUCUACAACGGUGUGUGUGUGUGUGUGCAUGUGUGUAUGUGUGUGUUUCAGUCAUCUUCAAAGGCAGAUUAUUAGAUUUCAGCAGUCUGAAAUCUAAAUAGUUUAUAUUGGAAAUCAUGACUGUGAGACUUUAUUGUUCUCUAGGAUGGAUGUAUAUUGGAGAAGGGUGGUUAGCACAUUCAUCAGACAUCUGUUUAUGCUUUGAUCAGAGCCAGUCAUUUUUAAUUAUGAUUUAUAUCAGACUCUCCAAAAGUAUUUGAAGUAUAUUACAGUUAUAAUGUACAUUACAUGUAUAUUACAAGUAUAUUACAUGUAAACAGAACAAUUAUAAUUUAAAAUUUUAAAUUUUUAAGGAAUUUUAAAAAAUUAAAAAUUUAAAUUAAAAAUUUGUAGAGGAUAGAACUAUGUCAGCACUGACAGGUUCUAAAAUUAAGAGGUAAAUUUAACUCCAAGUUUCUCCAUGGGCAAAGUUAAAAGAUAAUGCUAGGUUAUGUCAGUUUUUCUUUUAAUAAAACUACUGAUGUCCAUUAGGAAGAAAAAUGUGUUUCAAGUUUUGCAAGAACAUGGAGCCCAUGUUCUUCUGAUAUGUAGACUUUGAUAAAGAAGCAUACUGUAAUGUUUCAUGAAUCAAAAUUUUAAUCAGAGGAGGUCAUUUUAGAAUAACAAAUAUUUGUCUUUUUGUAGAGGGAAUGACUGUCAGUAUGAUUUAUUUGCUUUUGUGUCAUCCCUAUUUCAAACUGUCAGUAGCCUUACAUUCUCGCUGUGGUCCAUGAUACUUCCAGAUUUCCUUUCCUAAGAUACAACAUGUGAUUUUAGUGAGAGUUUAUAUAUUGGGUUACUUAGUUGAGCUAUUUGUGUAUAAACAGAUGAGAUGACAGGAAGCUGUAAUUGAGCACAAAGUAAUUGAGGGACCAGCCACACAAUAUAGGAAGUUCUUAGAAAAGAAUGUUUUCUCAGGCUGAACAGACCACUUCUGACCAGCCUGUCAUGAUAGGUUGUGGAUAAAGUGUGAGUUUGCUGGGAUAAAUGGUCUACAGUCUUAAACAGAAUACUGUGAGCCAAUGUCUUUUGGAAGUGAUGGUGGAGGAUAAUAUAAUUAAAGGGAAUAUGCUUGUGUUUAUUUUUGUUGGUAGUAUAUGAUUAGAAAAACUGGCCAGAUAAUUCCCAUGAGAUGAAGAUCUUCCAUGAACAAACUGCCCUCACUCAUCCGUAAGACGGGACUUUUUAAAGUAACAUUAAAGAAGCUAUAAAGAACACUGAAGGUGAUCAUUCCUUCAAAACUGUGUUUUGACCACGCAGAAGGUGGGCAUUAACAAACCAAAUUUCAACUCAAGUCUGUUUAUAUUAUUUUGGGGGUACUGGAAAGCUGGAGAUUUUAUAAAAGCAAGCAUUUGUAUUUCCAUUUAUAAUUUGUAUUCGUUCAAUGUUGUUAGAUAUAGUAACAUGAAGGAAUGGGGAAGCUUAUUUCAGUCAGAGAAAAAUUUUCAUAAGUUUGUAAAAAUGGAAAAACUAUUGAAAGAAGCAGAAAUAGGUAACAGGGAUAGUAUCUUAGAAAACCUUUUGGUUAAGGCAGCUUCAUGUGAUAAAAGUGGGAUUUGAACUUGGUAGUGUUUCCUGAGAACCUCCUCCAAAAGUAUGUAUUUACCAGGCCUGUUACAUCUUUCUGAUUUUUUUUUUUUUUAAAUCAACUGUUCCAAACUUUAAUCCUUUUAAAACCCAGAUAUAAAUGCUUACAUGUAAAGACAGGAAACUAAGCAAUGGGUACCUGGGAUCUCUCUCAACUAUUUUUAUAACUUCUAGUGAGUCUAAUUAUUCAAAAUAAAAAUAUUUUUAAAGUAAAUUCAUAGAUUAAAUCUAUCAUUAUAUAGACUAUGAUUUAAAAUUUAAUUUUCUAAACAGUAUUGAACUUAGUUUAAUAAAUAUAUGAUAGAAAUACAAUUGUUAUUUCAUUCUUAAGAAAAAACUCGUGUUUGUAACAAAUGAUAUCUAAAGAUCUAUUUUGCCUUACCA